Phyllostomus hastatus (greater spear-nosed bat) is the source of this 3914-nucleotide messenger RNA. It is a transcript of the gene CA12, whose product is annotated as carbonic anhydrase 12. The record is from RefSeq and is a predicted model, not a curated record. The transcript has 12 exons. Gene Ontology annotation, cellular component: plasma membrane. Lineage: Eukaryota; Metazoa; Chordata; Mammalia; Chiroptera; Phyllostomidae. The coding region runs from base 356 to 1414 and encodes 352 amino acids. Gene Ontology annotation, molecular function: zinc ion binding; carbonate dehydratase activity.
CCCGGGGCCACAGCCCCACAGAGUGUGGCUGAAGUCAAGGCAAUACCUCACCUGGGAACUGGGGCGCCAGACCUCCUGUAGGCAGGGCGUCCUUCCCUCCGCGCGAUGACAUCACGGAGCUGAGUCGCUGCAUAAAUGCAAGCCUCCAGGAGCCGGGAGCGCAAAGAACUGAAGUGCUGGUCACAAGCGCCUGCGCUGCGCGCACGCGGUCCGGUCCCUUCCUGGCGCUGCGCGCACGCGGUCCGGUCCCGUCCUGGCGCUCGCCCUGCCGGCCGCAGCUCAGUGACCAGAUCCAGAACGAGCCAUCCUGAGCCCAAGGCAGCCCGCGCCUGCCCCGCAGGAGUCACCCGUGAAGAUGCCCCACCACAGCCUGCACGCUGCGGCCAUCCUCCUGCUCAUGAUCUUAAAGGAGCAGCCUUCCAGCCCAGCCCCACUCAACGGACCCAACUGGACCUAUUUAGGUCCUGACGGGGAGAAAAGCUGGCCCAAGAACUACCCAUUAUGCGGGGGCCAGAUGCAGUCCCCAAUAGACCUGCACAGUGACAUCCUCCAGUAUGACAACAACCUUGUGCCCCUUAAGUUCCAAGGCUACAAUGUGUCUGCCAAUGAGCAGUUUACACUGACCAACAAUGGCCAUUCAGUGAAGCUGAGCCUGCCCCCAGGCAUGCAUAUCCAGGGCCUCCCAUCCCGCUACAGCGCCACACAGCUGCACCUGCACUGGGGGGACCAGAACGACCCCCGCGGCUCUGAGCACACCGUUGGUGGGGAGCACUUUGCUGCCGAGCUGCAUAUUGUCCACUACAACUCGGACCGGUACCCCAAUGCCAGCACUGCAAGUAAAGAGCCACAAGGCCUUGCCGUCCUAGCUAUCCUCAUAGAGAUGGGCUCCUUCAACCCCUCCUACGACAAGAUCUUCAGUCACCUUCCAGAUGUGAAGUACAAAGGCCAAGAAGCGCACAUUCCGGGUUUCAGCAUCGAAGAGCUGCUUCCUGAGAGGCCUGAAGAGUAUUAUCGCUACCAAGGGUCCCUGACCACACCUCCUUGCCACCCCACUGUGCUCUGGACGGUUUUCAGGAACCCCGUGCAAAUCUCCCAGGAGCAGCUGCUGGCUUUGGAGACAGCUCUGUACUGCACACACGAGAACGACCCAUCCCCCGUAGAAAUGGUCAAAAACUUCCGGCACGUCCAGAAAUUCGAUGAGAGGUUGGUGUACGUCUCCUUCCAAAAAGUGCAAGACCCUACCUACGCAGGACUGAGUCUGGGUAUCAUCCUUUCGGUGGCCCUGGCUAGUGCUCUUGGCAUCUGCAUCAUCCUGGCAGUAUCCAUUUGGCUUUUCCGAAGGAAGAGGAGGAGACAUGGUUCCUUUGCACGAGACGCUGGUCAUUCAAGGGUCAUUGUGCUUAGAGCCGAGUAGCAAAACAGGUGACAGCAGUAAGGGAGUCAUUUACAAACCAGCCAUCAAGAAGGAGACUGAGGUCCAAGCCUGAGGCCCCAGCGCUCCAGGCCCAUCUAAGGGAAGGACUUUGCUUUGGAUGGUACACACUGUGUCCCCCUGGACACUUGAAAUACCUGAGGGUUCUAUGGAGCUCACCCCGAAGACAGGCCAGACCCCUGAGGGGCCCCUAGCUGGGCACCCCGCUAUCCGGAUGCUACGGCCCCUCUCAGUGUGAUCGUGGAUGGGAAGAGCUCACCAAAGACGCAGGACUCUGAGCUUCUGCUCCAUCUGCAUGAGACCAGUGAGAGGUCUGGGUUCUGGGGACACAAACCAUGUUGCCUGGCGGGGCUGUUGUUAACUGAAAACUACUUUUAUUCAGGGGCUGACUCAAGUGGUGUUUCAAAUGUCCUGGAAAUUCCAUUCCUUGUCUCAGCCUUCAAACCAGAAUGUACGCCCUCUGCUUAGGCUCUGCUUCUGAUACUCAACUGUGUUUUCUCAGGGAAGGUGUUGCUGUCUCGCUCUCAUUUCCUUCUGCUGUGACAAAACCUUUAGUCUGACCUGGCAACCUGGGGCGUUGUGGGGGGUGGGGGUGGGAAGCAUUAAUAUAGGAGGGGUCAGGGUGUCUGAGACAAAAACAAAACAAGAGGUAUUCUUUCAAAGACAGUAGAGGCGUUUUCACAGUCGUGUCCUUUAGAUCAGACAGACCUGAGAGAGAGAAUGGGAAGACACGUAAGACCUGAAAACUCUCAGGAGCUGUGAGUGUGAGAAGCACAAGUAUUAGGCCCAAGCCCAACCUCUUACCGGUAGGGUGGUUACAUUUCAUACCCUACAGAUUUUUAUAAAUAAUUAGGCUACUCCUUGAAAAUGUGCUGUUGCUUACUCUCUCCUAGAGCAGAUACGAGUACUGAGAAUCUAGAGAAAAUAGGCAGAUUCAAAAUGACUAAAGAGCUUUGUCUCUUGUGCCCAAAUUUCAUUUCUGCCACCUUUGUGGGGUCCCUACUGUCAACCCAGAAAUGGGACUUACCUACUUCUCUGACCUUGAGGAUGUUGAACCAUGGCUUGCUUAAAAUAUAUUUUUAAGGCAUAACAGCAGGAAGUUAUCUGUGCUGGGGCUGGCAGCGUGGUAUUCAGGGACCAAACUAAGGGAAUGUUACAUAGAUUCCUCGUGGUCUCCCCCUGAAGUCCCAAAGGCAGCUUCUGAGAAGCCCAAACUCCUUCACUCCCCUCCCACUGAUGCAAGAGCCCGUGGAGACCUGUUAGUUCCAUGACCGAGGAGGAGCCCCCACCGCCCACCUCCCGCAGUCAGCACCUCACAGAGAACUUCUGGUUCACAGUCCCACACUGGCUGGCAGCAAUGAAUGUCCUCUUGAAGCACCGGUUUCUUUUCCUUUGUCCUCAUUUCCUUCUGUUCCUCCCUCUGACUCUGAGAGGUCUUUCUCUACUGUCACAACCUUUCGUAGCGACGCAAGCCCCAUGUCUCUAUAGCUUGUUUGCGAGGCAGAUUACACAUGACCUGGAGACUCGAAAAUGUGGGUGUUCACGAAACCUCUGGCAGCGCUGGGGCCUGAGGCGGCAUUCUCCUCCUGCUUUUAGCACCCCGGAUGCUGAUCGAAUGACAGCAGGGACAACCCCCAUGACCGAGCAGUGUGAAUCAGGGAAUGCUUUCUCGGCCUUGGCCCAAAGUUGCCAGUCAGAAACCAACACCAAUGGCUCCAGAGCCAAGGGACUAGCUCAGAAAGCUCUCUACACCUUUUAUGGACAAAUUUAGUGAGGGAACAGACAGAUCACUGUACCUGGCACAAUGGCUUUCAUAAAAAGAAAGACAUGCCGGCCAGGGACAACAGUGGCAUUUCUCUUGUCCUCCUCCCCCGCUGCCACAGCCCAGUCCCCUGUUCCUUGCCCCUCACGGCUGAGACAAAGCAAAGGCAAGGGAGCGAACACAAGGCUCCCAGAAUCGGUAGGUGACUUCCCUGCUAACCCUGAAGGGACUCCUGGGGCUCCACCUUAGGAACUGGGCAACCUUUCCUCAAGUUUCAUCAUCCCACCCACACCAGUCGCCACGAACGAACGGGAACCAGUACCUUGGUGAGGGACACAGGACGCCCCAGCUCAUCUGCCUCUCACUAACGCGGGUCUUGAGUCUCUCUGCUUUGUUUCUUUAGUAUCGUCUGGUGAAAACCACACAAACCGAUACCUGUUUUCUUAACAGACGUUCUAGAGUUCUGCUGCAUUGACUUUCAUCCCACUCCAAGUUCGGACCUUAAACUCUUCCCACCUGCAAUGAGCCCUCUGAGGGCCUCUCCUGGCCGGCCCCUGGGGGCACAGGUUCUGCAGCAACCCUCUGUCCCUGUGCCCCCACGGACCACAGGCCGCUGUGAGGAAGGUCCAUUCAGCACUUCUGUGUGUACUGUACAAAUGAUUGUAAUGACGACGUUCACUGUAAACAUGAGAAAUUAUAAAUAAAAAGUUGUUCACAUGA